Tuber aestivum (summer truffle) is the source of this 4772-nucleotide messenger RNA. The record is from the annotation of a GenBank genome assembly. NCBI's taxonomy places the organism in Eukaryota, Fungi, Ascomycota, Pezizomycetes, Pezizales, Tuberaceae.
ACUGCAUGCUUCUCCAUGACCUACCCUAUUCACGAGAACGAGAUAGUUCCUAACUACCGCAAUUGCCCCUUCCGUGAUCUUCCGGAUUUUGCCCGCAUUUCCCUAUAGCCGAGAAGUUAAAAGAACGAAAGGCUACUCGAUUUUAGGGCUGGGCGAGUUUCUUCAUGAUACCCCUGAUGUCUGACCCGGAAAAACUCGACCCGGGGAAAGGGGUGGGAGAGAAAAUAGAGAGUAAGGAUUCCGAUCUCACCAUCGGUAUUCUUGAGGAUAAGCCUGGUACACAAAAUGGGGGCUCCGAUGCGGUGGCGGCAUCAGGGCAGGAGCAUGAAACUCACAUUUCUUUUCAUGAAGUUCAUGCAAUUGAUGUGGCCGUCCGGAACUUGACCAUUGCUGUUAGCCAGCACAAAGCCAUGGGCUGGCUGGGAGGGCUGUUGCCCAAAAAGGAUGCUAACGAUGAGGAGGCUGGAAGCAUAGAGGAAACCAAGAUCCUCGAUAAUGUAUCCGCAGACAUGCCUGCUGGAGAACUAGUUGCCAUUAUCGGAGGCAGUGGGGGUGGUAAGGUACUGUGUGAUCAAUCUUGAUUUGAACUUGGUCAUGGCUUUACUUUACUAACUGGUCUUCUGUUUAGACCUCCAUGCUAAACCUUAUGUCGGGUCGGAUGACUGGCAGCAAUUUACGCAUUGCGGGCGCAACCACAUUCAGCAGUUCAAAUCCCCAAUGUGCCUACGUUAUGCAGCAGGACGUUUUGCUCCCGACUCUGACCGUGCGCGAGACACUUGUAUAUUCCGCCGAACUUCGUCUGCCAGAAAAAUUCACUCAAGAGGAGCGCACUAAAAUCGUGGAGGAGGUGAUUCUGGAGUUAGGGUUAAAAGAGUGUGCAGAUACUAGAAUCGGGGAUAAUGAACAUAAAGGGUGUUCGGGAGGGGAAAAACGACGGGUUUCCAUUGGUGUACAACUACUUUCCAAUCCCAGCGUGUUGUUUCUUGAUGAACCCACUACCGGUCUGGAUGCAACAAGCGCCUACCAGGUAGUUCGUACGCUGAAGAAUCUGGCAAGAGGGGGGAGGACCGUCAUCACUACCAUACACCAACCUCGCUCGGAAAUAUGGGGCUUGUUUGAUAGAAUUACGUUGCUGACGAAGGGAAAGCCGGUGUAUAGUGGAAAGAGGGAUCACGCGCUUUCUUAUUUCACUUCCCUUGGUUACCCCUUUCCCGAGCACGUUAAUCCCGCCGAUUUCCUCAUCGAUUUGUCCGCCAUAGACUAUAGAACUCCGGAGGGAGAAGAAGCUAGCAUCGUCCGAGUUAGGGGCCUUGUCGAUAGCUGGCGGGAGAGGGAAACCGGUGUAUUAAGCCGUGAAAUUACCGCUACUGUGGGGAAGUCACAGAAGGAUAGGGGGGGCGGGUUAGCUGGUAACACAGCUACGUCUGUCGUGAUAACCACACCUUCCCUCUCCAGGCAGAUAUCGGUUCUCACUCGGCGUUCUCUCAAGACUACCUACCGUGAUCCGUUGGGCAUCGCGGGAACACUCGGGGAAGCAAUCAGCAUGGCCAUUGUGGCUGGGUGGAUAUUUUAUCAACUUGAUCACUCGCUCUCCGGUAUUAGGUCUCGCCAGGGCGCUCUCUAUAUUGCCUCAUCACUUCAGACCUACCUUAUUCUUCUCUUCGAAACGUAUCGGCUUUCCGAAAUCGAUAUCAAGCUUUUUGAUCGUGAACGGGGUGAGGGGGCCGUAGGCGUGCUCGGUUUCCUCACGAGCCGCCGAAUCUCUAGGCUUCCGGAAGAUAUCUCGGUGCCAUUUUUCUUCUCGGUGAUCUUCUAUUUCAUGUGUGGGUUUGAUACUGAUGCCGGACAGUUCUUCAUAUUCUUUGCGGUCACACUGAUCGCACAUUAUCUGGCUGUUACGGUCGCUACCACUUGUGUUGGGAUGACCAGGGACUUUUCGCAGGCAGUGCUCAUUGCCAAUCUUUGGUUCACCGUGCAGGGCAUGGCAUGUGGCUACUUUGUUCAGGCUGCCACUAUGCCUGUGUACGUUAGGUGGACGAAGUACAUUGCUUACACCUGGUAUUCGUUUGGCGCACUUACCUCAAACGAAUUCACUGACAAGUUCUUCGCUUGUCCUCUCCUGGACGCAUCCGCUCAGAAUCCCGGGUGUUUGGAGUAUGUCGGAAAUUUUGUCCUCAAAUCCCUGGAUUUCCCAAGAGACUGGGUAAAGGUACCGGUGGUGAUAAAUGUAUGCUGGGCGCUCCUCUACUAUCUCGCUGCGGGAUUGCUUCUCAAGUUCAAGCCGGUGGACAUCACGGUUUCCAGUGCAAGACCGCGAGAGGGGAAGGACACGAGUGCGGGGAAGGAGAAGCUGGCGGUUGCCGGGGACGGGUCGAGAGAUACUCGGGAUAUAGAGGUUGUUCUUGAUAACGUUCGACUGAAAGUUGAGAAGCCGGAUAUCAAGAUCAUUGGGAAAAAGGGCUUGGAUUUCCAGAUAUUAAAGGGUGUUAGCACUCGCUUUGAGCCUGGAAAAUUGAACGUCAUAAUGGGUCCCUCUGGGAGCGGCAAGGUAUUGUAAUUGUUUACUGCGAAAGUUCCAGAUUGCUAAUGAUUUCUAGAGUUCAUUGCUUAAUCUCAUGGCACGCCGGCUUCAUAGCACUGUUUCAACUCGUUACAAGUGCUCUGGGAAAAUGCUUUUCAAUGGUGCCUUGCCUUCGGACACGGUGAUCAGGUCACUUUGCUCCUAUGUCACUCAAGAUGACGAUGCGUUAUUCCCCUCUUUGACGGUGCGGGAGACACUUCAUUAUGCAGCCCAGCUUCGACUCCCAAGCUCGAUGAGCAAAUCUGAAAAGAAACGACGUGCAGAUGAUGUGAUUUCGAAGAUGGGAUUGAGGGAUUGUGCGGAUAACCCCAUUGGGAGCGAGUUUCUGAAGGGAAUAUCUGGCGGUGAGAAGAGAAGAGUCACAAUUGCUGUGCAGAUCUUGAUGGAGCCUAAGAUUCUGUUGCUGGAUGAGCCGACUUCGGGUCUGGACGCCUUUACAGCCGCAUCGAUAUUGGGCGUGCUAAAAGGGCUGGCAGAGGAAGGGCGAACCAUCAUCUUGACAAUCCACCAGAGUCGUUCGGAUCUGUUCAAGGAGUUCGGCAACGUGAUGUUGCUUGCCCGUGGUGGGCAUGUUGUAUAUUCUGGCCGUGCUAAUCGAAUGCUUCCAUACUUUUCAUCGCUAUCUCACGAGUGCCCCUCCACAACGAACCCUGCCGAUUUUGCGUUGGAUCUUGUCACCGUUGAUCUUCAACAGUCUGAUCGCGAAGCGGCCACCCGAGUGGUUGUUGAAGGGCUGAUUGAAAGGUUCGACCACAAGGAGGCCCUGCAUUCCAAGGAACCAGAGAGAGAGAUUGCGUUGCCAGCUGAGCUGGGCAGCAUGAAGAGAGGAAGGGCGUCAUUCAUUGUUGCUUACCCCAUAUUGGUGAGCAGGGGUCUGCUCAAUCUUAGAAGGCAGCCGAUGCUGGUGAUUGAUAGAAUCAUGCAGGUCGUUGGGAUGGCUGUCGUUAUUACGUUAUAUUUUGCUCCCUUAAAGAACGAUUACUUUAGUGUCCAGAAUAGACUUGGUUUAAUACAACAGAUAAUGCCUUUAUACUUUAUUGGUAAGAUAUCUCACCAUUAUCAGUUUCACAUAUCCCGGUUAAUAUCAUAAUAGGAAUGUUACAAAAUGUCGUCCUCUACCCCCUUGAGCGAGAUGUCUUCUACAGGGAACACGAUGACAGAAGUUAUGGCGUGACACCCUUCUUCCUAGCCUACCUGACGAACGAACUCCCCUUCGCAAUUCUAACAGCACAUCUCUUCUCCCUCCUCUGUGUAUUCGCCGUCGGCCUCCCACGCACCAUCACGAUGUUCUAUGUAAUGACCUACAACACCUUCUGCAUCGUCUCCUGUGGUGAGUCACUGGGGAUCUUCUUCAACACGCUCUUCCGCCACACGGGUUUCAGCGUCAAUGUGACAAGCACAGUCCUGUGCAUAGCAGUCUUCAUGAGCGGGAUAAUGAGCAUCGACGUCCCAGCACCGCUGGAAGCCUUCAACAAUCUCAGCCCACUAAAGUACUCUACUCGCAGCCUGACACCGUACUCGCUCGAUGGCGUCACCUUCACAUGUACGCCAUCACAGCGCCUGCCUAGUGGCAAUUGCCCGAUCGAGACGGGCAAGCAGGCAUUGCAGCUGUAUGGCCUUGACGUGGAUCCAAAAUGGAACCUCGUCGCAUUGGCGGUGGUCAUGGUGGUGUACAGAGCUGUGGCAUUUGUGAUGCUGAAGCUGCAGAGGAUGCAAUUGGGCAUUGGGGAAUUGAAGGACAUGUGAUGCCCUCGGCGUGUUUAGCUACGAGAGGCAUGGAAAGUUAUGUAACGGUGUCAUUAUAUUCUGAGAUUUGCUGAUUGCCUUUGUGUCGUGGGCACGUAUGUGCGGUACCGUAAUUUAUCCCAGUUCGCUUAUUCCGCAACGGAAGCAGUGGGUGUGGUUUUCACGGCGGGAUUUUUUUUUUCCCGUCAUACUUUGUAUCCAUUUACCUUUUUGCGGGUGGUUUUUUUCGUACUCUGCGGCAGCAACGGUUUGGUUCAGUUGCGUAAACCAAAUCUAGAGUCGAACUUGACCCCGCAUAUAUACGCCAUCAUACCCGAUCCGCCUACUGCAUGAUAGAUAUUUUGGGAUUUGACCCGCCAGCCAACCUAUGCUUCUCUUUCGCCAGCAGUGGAUAUGAUAGAGAUAAAAAAGGUGGCGUCGUGGAGUUGAAUAUAGUUUUGAUGAU